GAUAAAACCGUUGACUUCGGCGUGAACUCCAGCUUUUACCCGUUGCUUGUAGCAGAGUAAGCCGGUCUGCAGCUUCGACUUUAGUCAAUGGACAACCGAGAGCUAUGAAAUCGCGUUAAACACGACUUUUGGGAAUAACAAGCUCAACCGCGCUUCUCCGUGACUAAGGACACGUCUUGCUAGUAUUCAGUAUUUUAGCCGGACUGUAUUUGUGAAGAUGUCAGUGGUGGGAUUUGAUGUGGGCUUCCAGAGCUGUUAUGUUGCUGUGGCUCGCGCCGGAGGAAUAGAGACCGUAGCGAACGAAUACAGCGACCGAUGUACACCGUCAUUUGUGUCAUUCGGUCCUCGUAAUCGAUCGAUAGGGGCAGCCGCCAAAAACCAGGUGGUCACAAACUGCAAGAACACUGUGCAGGGUUUUAAGCGAUUCCAUGGCAGGGCGUUCAGCGACCCGUAUGUUCAGGCGGAAAAGUCCAGCCUGGUCUUUGAUCUCGCUCAGAUGCCAACUGGAACCACUGGUAUUAAGGUCAUGUAUAUGGAGGAGGAGAAGGUGUUCAGCAUUGAGCAGGUCACUGCCAUGCUGCUGACCAAACUGAAGGAGACCGCUGAAGCUGCGCUCAAAAAACCUGUGGCAGACUGCGUCAUCUCUGUUCCCAGCUUCUUUACUGAUGCCGAGAGAAGAUCAGUCAUGGAUGCUGCACAGAUCGCAGGCCUUAACUGCCUCAGACUCAUGAAUGACACUACAGCAGUUGCACUGGCGUAUGGGAUCUACAAACAGGACCUGCCUGCUCCUGAGGAGAAGCCCAGGAUUGUGGUGUUCGUGGAUGUUGGUCACGCUGGUUACCAGGUCUCUGUGUGUGCCUUUAACAAGGGCAAGUUGAAGGUUCUGGGUUCUGCGUUUGACCCUGAGCUGGGCGGUAAAGACUUCGAUGAGGUGCUGGUCAAGUACUUCUGUGAGGAGUUUGCGCAGAAGUACAAGCUGGACGUGCGAUCGAAGCCCCGCGCUCUGGUGCGGCUCUACCAGGAGUGCGAGAAACUGAAGAAACUCAUGAGCGCCAACUCCUCAGACUUGCCGCUCAACAUUGAAUGCUUCAUGAAUGACAUCGACGUCUCAGGCACGCUCAACAGAGCCAAGUUUGAGGAGUUCUGUGCAGAGCUGCUGACUAAGGUGGAGGCUCCGCUGCGCAGCAUCAUGGAACAGACCAGACUGAAGAAAGACGACAUCUAUGCAGUGGAGAUCAUAGGCGGCGCCUCCAGGAUUACAGCCAUUAAAGAGAGAAUCAGCAAAUUCUUCGGAAAGGAGCUGAGCACGACGUUGAACGCGGAUGAGGCUGUGGCCAGAGGAUGUGCACUGCAGUGUGCAAUCCUGUCGCCCGCCUUCAAAGUGCGUGAGUUCUCCAUCACAGAAGUGGUUCCCUACCCCAUCUCUCUGAAGUGGACCUCAGCGGCUGACGAAGGCAUCAGUGAUUGUGAAGUUUUCCCGAAGAACCAUGCUGCACCCUUCUCUAAAGUGUUGACUUUCUACCGGAGGGAGCCUUUCUCUUUGGAGGCCUACUACAACAAUCCCAAAGAGCUGCCGUAUCCUGAUCCUACCAUGGGCCAGUUUAACAUCCAGAAGGUGGUGCCUCAGCCAUCCGGCGAGAGCUCCAAGGUGAAGGUGAAGGUGCGUGUGAAUGUGCACGGGGUCUUCAGUGUGUCCAGCGCCUCCCUGGUGGAGGUUGUGAAGUCUGCAGAGGGAGAGGAACCCAUGGAGACAGACACUCCAGCCAAAGAGGAUGAGAACAAGAUGCAAGUGGAUCAAGAAGUACAGAAGGCUCAAGGUGAUGAUCAGAAAGAACAUGCAGACAAGAAGUCGGACACUGAAGACAUGGAGGCUUCAGAAGACAACAAACAGGAGGAGAAGAAGAAUGAACCUCCACAAGCCAAGAAAGCCAAAGUGAAGACAAAGACGGUGGAUCUGCCCAUCGAGAACAGCCUGCACUGGCAGCUGGCCAGUGAAACGCUCAAUCUGUUCGUGGAGAAUGAGGGGAAGAUGAUUAUGCAGGAUAAGCUGGAGAAAGAAAGAAACGAUGCCAAGAACUAUGUGGAGGAAUAUGUUUAUGAAAUGAGAGACAAACUGCACGGAGUGCUGGAGAACUUUGUCAGCGAGGCUGACCGAGAUUCUUUCUCCUUGAAACUGGAGGACACUGAAAACUGGUUGUAUGAAGAAGGAGAGGACCAGCAGAAGCAAGUGUACAUCGAUAAACUGGCUGAGUUGAAGAAACUGGGAGAGCCGAUUCAAAACCGACUCAUGGAGGCAGAGGAGAGGCCAAAAGCUUUGAAUGAGCUCGGAAGGCAAAUCCAGCAGUACAUGAAGGUCGUCGAGGCUUAUAAGGCCAAGGAUGAGCUGUAUGAUCAUUUGGAUGAGCUGGAGGUGAUGAAGGUGGAAAAGCAGGGGAAUGAAACCAUGACCUGGAUGAACAACAAAAUGAAUCUGCAGAGCAAACAGAGUCUCAGUCAGGACCCUGUGGUUAAAGCCCAAGAGAUUCAGGCCAAAACAAAGGAGCUGUAUUCUGCUUGCAAUCACGUCGUCACCAAACCCAAGCCCAAAGUGGAGCCUCCCAAGGAGGAGACUCCGGCCGAACAGAACGGCCCUGUGAACGGACAGGAGGGUUCAGAGGCCCAAGCGGGCAACCCAGAGAAGGGCCAAGCCGCCCCAGAAAACACAGAGGCCAAGCUUCCCGAAAUGGACAUCGACUAAGUUCGUUCGGCUCUCUUCUGCGUUCGCACCAGUCUCUCUCACGCCUCUUAUAUGCCUCUGAGUUUGGAUUCAGAAAAAAUAAAAAACUAAAGAAAACAUUGAUUUUGGGGAAGUAGGCUGCCCAGUUCAGUUCUCUUGCUGUCAGUGGCAUCUUCCUUCCUUCCUUCCUUCCUUCCUUCCUUUCUUUCUUUCUUUCUUUCGGUUUUGCUGUUUAAAAACAGGAUACAUAGAGAUCCAAUCUCCCUUCUUCGUUUCUUCAAACAGGAAAAAAACAUGUUAUAGGUAUUGGACGAGAACCUGGUCUGUCGCUUUUUUUAUUUAUUUAUUUUUUUUUAAUAUCCACAGUUCCAGUUUCCCGAAACGAAGGCGGACGGGAUUAUCAAAUGGGAAGGACUGCUUUAGUGUUGUUUAACGGAUAACACGUUUCUGUUCUGAUCUACUGUCUGGAGAGUUUAUUAGCAUUGAAGAUUUGUUGCACAGGCUAACUUCACAAGUGAAGUUUCUAACUACCAGAUCUUGGGGGAAAAGCACUGAAUCUGCUGAACAUUUUCUCGAGGCAGAGGCAUGAGCCGCACGGUAUGUCCAAGUAGAGCUGAGUUACUGUUAUGCAGCAUUUCGUUGUGAAAGGUGCGUCAUUCUGUGUCGACGGCUUUUGGGUUUAGCCUUGUUUGUUUUCCUUUUCUACUCUGCAGCCUGUGUGAAUGAUGGAGACUAAUGAGUCUGUCACAAAUGAGGAGAAUUAUGAGAAUAAAUUCAUUUUGGUAUACA
Sinocyclocheilus anshuiensis is the source of this 3505-nucleotide messenger RNA. RefSeq names its product heat shock 70 kDa protein 4-like. The record is from RefSeq and is a predicted model, not a curated record. Gene Ontology annotation, cellular component: nucleus; cytosol. The coding region runs from base 218 to 2737 and encodes 839 amino acids. Gene Ontology annotation, biological process: protein folding. NCBI's taxonomy places the organism in Eukaryota, Metazoa, Chordata, Actinopteri, Cypriniformes, Cyprinidae. The transcript is spliced from 19 exons. Gene Ontology annotation, molecular function: ATP-dependent protein folding chaperone; ATP binding.